AUGGCAGCAGAAUACGAACACACGUUUUACUUUUGCGAUCCAUCUAAACGAUCAUGGCAGUCACCUUCCUCCUCUCCCCCUUCCUCAUACCAAGCCUGUCACAGUGAUGAGGGCUAUGAUUCAGACGAGAAGCGUUCCUCAUCACACGCUCAGGAGAUUCCAAUUCUUAAAAGCACUCGAAGCAUUACAAGACACCUCAUUACUCAUCCUCCACCAUGGAUGCACUCAUUCCCACCGGUGUUCAUCGCCUUUACCAUCUUAUUUCAUACCACUCACCUAUUUGCACACCUACUCGAUCUGCUGACGUUAGAACGCCUGUGUGUUGUCUACGGUACCUGGCUGUAUUCAACAGGUUGGCUCCUGGGAACACUCGUAUUUACAGAGCGACUUCCUAGCGACUUUUACUACCCAACCCUCCUAUUCUGGAUACUGAUGCUCGAACGGCGGAAUGCGUGGGGAAUUAUUGUGUGGGAAUUCGUCGGACGUUUAGACCAUCCUCACGAACCUGCAUCAGCAAAUAGAUGGCGGCUGUUUGUGUUUAGAACCUGGUGCCUGUUAGGUACCGGAUCCUUUUGGGGAUUGCUUUAUACAGCCCUGGCCCACUCAGACGGAUUCGCACUCUCAUAUUUACUUGCGUACACCAGCAUUCUCAAAUUACUGCUGGUUAGCACAUUCGGUGGUCUGAUGAUGAUCUGCUAUUGGAGUUUCUGGACAUUCCAAUACAGAGGUGUUCUCUGGAGAAAAGAACUCCGGAAAGGCAUCGUUGUCUGGAUCAGCGAAGGUGUUACUCGCGCUGGCGACGUCGAGUAA
Messenger RNA from Phycomyces blakesleeanus NRRL 1555(-), 810 nucleotides. RefSeq lists its product as hypothetical. Lineage: Eukaryota; Fungi; Mucoromycota; Mucoromycetes; Mucorales; Phycomycetaceae. The coding region runs from base 1 to 810 and encodes 269 amino acids. The record is from RefSeq and is a predicted model, not a curated record. The transcript is spliced from 2 exons.